GAAGAAUGAAGAAUUAAGGAGGAGGAGAAAAUAGGCGCGGCCCAAUCUUCCUACUCAAAGUUACACUUCAACACCAGAGCGAUGAAAAAGAUAUGGGGCGGAAGAGGAUCAGCAGCGGCCGAAUGGCCGGCGAUUGGAAUCGAUCUCGGAACCACUUACUCUGUCGUCGGAAUUUGGCAGCCGAAUCAGGGCCGGGUUGAGAUCAUCACGAACGAUUUAGGCAACCGCACGACGCCGUCUUGGGUUGCCUUCACCGCUGCUGAUCGAUUGAUCGGCGAAUCUGCUCAGAACCAGGCCGCAUUCAAUCCCUCCAACACCAUCUUCGAUGUGAAGCGACUAAUAGGAAGGAAAUUUAACGACACAAUAGUACAAAAUGACAUGAAGCUCUGGCCAUUUAAAGUCACAGCUGGCACUGACGAUAAGAGUGCUGAGAAACCUAUGAUAGUAGUGACUUACAAGGGUGAAGAGAAGACAUUUGCUGCCGAAGAAAUAUCUUCAAUGAUCCUCCAAAAGAUGAAGAGCAUUGCUGAGGCCUAUCUAGGCAAAAAAGUCAAGAAUGCUGUUAUCACUGUUCCUGCAUACUUCAAUGAUGCACAGCGUCAGGCUACGAAAGAUGCUGGUGUCAUUGCCGGGCUCAAUGUCUUGCGUAUCAUCAAUGAGCCCACAGCUGCUGCAAUUGCUUAUGGUCUCGACAAAAAGGGAGUUGGAAAAGGCAAUCCUGCUUCAAAGAACAUACUGGUCUUUGAUCUGGGUGGUGGAGGGGAUUUCAAUAAUAGAAUGGUGAGCCACUUUGCAGCUGAGUUUGAGAGGAAACACAAGAAAGACUUGAGUGGAAGCCCCAGGGCUCUAGGGCGGUUGAGAGCGGCUUGUGAGAGGGCCAAGAGAAACCUCUCUUCAGCCACUGAAACAUCCAUCGACAUUGAGUGUCUCUUUGAGGGCAUCGAUUUCUCUUCGACCAUCACCCGUGCACGGUUUGAGAAAAUGAACUUGGAUCUGUUCAAAGGUUGUAUGGAGCUAGUUGAAAAGUGUUUAAAGGAUGCCAAAAUGGAGAAGAGGGACAUUCAUGACGUUGUUGUGGUUGGUGGGUCUACCCGGAUCCCUAAGGUUGAGGAACUGUUGCAAGAACACUUCCUCGGAAAGCUCUCCAAAAGUAUAAACCCUGAUGAGGCGGUUGCCCACGGAGCAGCUUUUCAUGCGGCAUCUCUGGCUGGUGUCUGUUUGGGUGUGAAUAAGGAUGUCGUGCUUUUGGAUGUUGCUCCAUUAUCUCUUGGGAUUCGGGUGCAUAGUGGUGAUAUGUCUGUUGUGAUUCCAAGGAAUACCCCCAUCCCUACAAAGAGGACCAGGCACAAUUACCAAAAUGUUCAUGACAACCUAACAUCUGCUUUGUUCUCUGUGUAUGAGGGGGAAAUGCCAAAAGCAGAUGACAACUAUUUCCUGGGCGAAUUUUCCCUCCACAACAUUCCUCCAGUGCCCGUUGGUGUUGCUAAGUAUGAUGUUGAUUUUGAGAUCGAUGCCAAUGGCAUCUUGACUGUGUCUGCAGUACUAGUGGGUAGUGACAACUGGGACCAAAUCACAAUAAUCAAUCGCAGCUUGAGGCUGUCAAAGAAGGAUAUUGUUGGGAUGGUGAAGGAGGCCGAGGAGUACAAGGCUCAAGAUGAGGAGCGUAAGAAGGCAGCCGAGGCCAGGAAUGCAUUGGAGAAUUACAUUCACCACUUGAGGGAGUUAAGGCACACUUUGAGCAGUGGGGGAAAUCGUGUGAGGAUGGAGGUGAACUUGAUCGUUUUGUCAGAUGCAAUUGAGGAUGCGGCUCAAUGUUUGCAUUUGAAGGAUAAUGGGCUUGCCAAAGUUGACAUCUUUCAGGGGAAGAUGAACGAGCUGCAGAGGAUAGUUGGCCAUUUAUUCCCAAGCUGGAGCGUCCCCAGGGUUGUGCAUUAUUCGAACCGACCUGAAGCAGCGAGGCGCCGCUUCCCGUCCGCCGUCGCCGUUCUAGCUCAUUUCUCCGCCGCAUCCGGUCAGUCCGCGAGCAUCAUCCCCAGAAAAGCCAUGGCAAAGAAGCGAGAUAGAGUGACAAAUCCGGAGCCAUUUCUUGCUGGAGCAGAUGAGAGUUCAAAAGCCUCUUCCCGCAAACGCUCUAAAGCUCCGAAAUCCCACCAGGAACAACAGAAGGUAUUAUCUUCUGGUAUGAGCUCCAAGAUACUGAAGGAGGCUUUAAUUCAGCAAAAAGAAGUUGAAGAGGAAGAGGCUCAACAGCAGAACCAUGGCGGCUUAGUUUUUAAAAAAGAUCUUUUAGCUGAGGUUGAGGAGGAGGAGGAGAAUGAUGACGACGAUGAUAAUGAUGAUUUAGACAACUUUACAGGGUUUUCUGAAACCAAUGAAUAUGUUGACGUCGAGGAUAAGGUUGAUGAAGAAGAGGAAAGGUUAUUGGCAGCUUUUUUAUCAACAGAUGAUUGUCCCCAGAGGACUUUGGCCGACAUUGUCAUAGAGAGGCUAAAACAAAAGGAUGCCCAAGCUUCUACGGAACUGCAAGUGAUGCCCAAUUUAGAUGUGUCCAUUAUUAAUUUGUACAAAGAAGUUGGCCAAUCUCUUAGCAAAUACACAUCAGGGAAAAUUCCAAAAGCUUUUAAACACAUACCUGCAAUGAGGAAUUGGGAGGAUGUCUUGUAUCUGACUGAACCGGAUAAAUGGUCACCAAAUGCUAUGUACCAAGCCACGCGACUUUUUGCUUCAGCUAUGGGUACGUCAAAGGUAGAGCGCUUUUACAAGUUUGUAUUGCUUCCACGUGUCAGGGCAGAUAUUAAGAAAAACAAGAAGCUGCAUUUUUCCCUACAUCAAUCUUUGAAGAAAGCUCUUUUUAAACCAGCUGCCUUCAAUAAAGGAAUCUUGUUCCCAUUGUGUGAGUCACGAACUUGCACUACACAGGAGGCUAAAAUCUUCAAAGGGGUUCUUCAGAAGUCAUCUUUUCCAGCCCUUCAUGCUAGUGUUGCACUGCUGAAGCUUGCCGAAAUGGAAUACUGUGGCACAACAAGUUUCUUCAUACAGAUACUGAUCGAAAAGAAAUAUGCUUUGCCAUACCGUGUCCUCGAUGCAAUGGUUGCCCAUUUCUGGAGAUCCUAUGAAGAGCCAAAGGUUAUGCCUGUGAUCUGGCACUUGUCCCUUCUCUGCUUUGUGCGAAGAUACAAAGCUGAUUUACUGAAAGAAGAUAAAUCUAAUAUCAUCAGACUGGUGGAAAAACAAAGGCACCACUUGAUUACUCCUGAAAUACUGCAGGAGUUGAAUAAGAGCAGAAGUCGCGGGGAAAAAGAGGCGGAUCCCAUGCCAAUAUCCACGCCCGUUUGUGUUAUGAAUAAAACAAUUGAUGAAGAUAGGUUUGAUAUCCCUGAAGUUCCCAUGGAGGAGGAUUAAAGUAUUUGCUGGGGGCACUGGCCUCUGAGUGAGAUUGUUCUUUAAAUUUUGACUAUUUGUGUUUGCAGUAGGUUCUAUUUUUGUUUUCUCUUUCAAAUGUUUACUGGGAUUGAGAGUUUUGUUGCUACUGUUAUGUGUUUCAAAUGUUAUAUUGUAUGCAACUUGGGUCCUCUAAUCGGUG
Messenger RNA from Cuscuta campestris, 3583 nucleotides. The record is from the annotation of a GenBank genome assembly. Lineage: Eukaryota; Viridiplantae; Streptophyta; Magnoliopsida; Solanales; Convolvulaceae.